GGUGAAAAACAGACAUCAGAAGAGAAGAACACAGUUACCACUAUGACAGAGUUGAGUCCCACAGCAGGGAAGAACUCUCAAGAUAUGCAAGGGGAUGAGAAGCUCAGUCCUAGGAAAGCUCCUAGCAUUUGUUCCACUCGCUAUGGAAUAGCCUUCAUCGUACAUCUCUGCAAUUUCAUAAUAAUGGCACAAAAUAUUAUCAUGAAUAUCACCAUGGUUGCUAUGGUCAACAACACAAGCCAUCAGCCCUCAUUUAAUGGUUCUACUGAGGGGUUGCCUGUUGAUUCCUUUGGUGAUCCAAAUAAUUCCCCGAAGAGCCUUCCUGCAAGGGCCCCUGUGUAUGAUUGGAACCCUCAAAUCCAGGGCAUCAUCUUUAGUGCUAUCAACUAUGGCAUGAUUCUGACACUGGCUCCCAGUGGAUACCUGGCUGGAAGAGUAGGAACAAAGCGAGUGGUUGGUGCUGCUCUGCUUGGAUCCUCACUUCUUGUUCUUUUCACCCCUCUGGCAGCUGACUUUGGACUAGUUUUCCUCAUUGCAACUCGAAUACUUCAGGGCAUAAGCCUGGGGUUAGGAUAUGGGGGUCAGUUUGCAAUCUGGGAAAGAUGGAGUCCUCCACAUGAACGAAGUCGACUCUGUGGCAUUGCCGUAUCAGGACUGCUGCUGGGUACCUGCAUCGCUAUCCUGCUGGGUGGCAUCAUCAGUCAAACCCUUGGGUGGCCUUCCGUCUUCUAUAUAUUUGGAGGUUUUGGCUGUAUCUGCUUUCUUCUCUGGUGUGUUUUGGUUUAUGAUGACCCUGUCACUCAUCCAUGGAUAAACAUUACAGAGAAAGAAUAUAUCAUAUCCUCCUUGGCCCAACAGGUCAACUCUACUAAGCAGCCUCUUCCUAUCAAAGCUAUGGUCAGAUCUCUACCCCUCUGGUCCAUGUGUGUUUGCUGUUUCAGCCAUCAGUGGUUAAUUAAUAUAAUAAUUAUAUAUGCACCAACUUACAUUAGCUCUGUGUUCAACAUUGAUAUUAAAAACAGUGGUUUCCUGUCUGCCCUUCCUUUCAUUAUUGCCUGGGUCAUUUGCCUCCUGGGAAGUUACCUGGCAGAUUUCCUUCUGACCAAGAAUUUUAGGCUUGUUACAGUGAGGAAAAUUGCCACAGUUCUAGGAAAUGUCCCCUCUUCAACAUUCCUUUUGGUUCUGCCAUUCGUUGCCUCCAACUAUAUCAUAGCAGUGAGCCUUCUGACGCUCUCCUGUGGACUAGGCCUGUUAUGUCAGCCAGGGGUUUAUAUCAAUGCUUUAGAUAUUGCUCCAAGGCAUUCUAGUUUUCUCAUGGGAGCUUCAAGGGCGUUUGCACAGAUAUCUGCUGUCCUGGCACCCACUGUCAGUGGGUUUCUUCUCAGUCAGGACCCUGAAUUUGGGUGGAGGAAUGUCUUUUCCUUGUCAUUUGUCAUUAACACAUUAGGACUGAUCUUCUAUCUUAUCUUUGGAAAAGCAGAUGUCCAAGACUGGGCUAAAGAAAGAAAACUUACUCAUUUAUGA
Messenger RNA from Budorcas taxicolor (takin), 1524 nucleotides. It is a transcript of the gene SLC17A3, whose product is annotated as solute carrier family 17 member 3. The transcript has 11 exons. The record is from RefSeq and is a predicted model, not a curated record. Bases 43 to 1524 code for a protein of 493 amino acids. Gene Ontology annotation, molecular function: xenobiotic transmembrane transporter activity; urate transmembrane transporter activity; efflux transmembrane transporter activity. Gene Ontology annotation, biological process: transmembrane transport; urate transport; monoatomic anion transport. NCBI's taxonomy places the organism in Eukaryota, Metazoa, Chordata, Mammalia, Artiodactyla, Bovidae.